Molecule: messenger RNA, 2221 nt
Organism: Armigeres subalbatus
Lineage: Eukaryota; Metazoa; Arthropoda; Insecta; Diptera; Culicidae
Product: zinc finger Y-chromosomal protein-like
Exons: 5
Coding region: 52-2205 (717 amino acids)
Biological process (GO): regulation of transcription by RNA polymerase II
Cellular component (GO): nucleus
Molecular function (GO): DNA-binding transcription factor activity, RNA polymerase II-specific; RNA polymerase II transcription regulatory region sequence-specific DNA binding
Source: RefSeq, a predicted model, not a curated record
AUAUUCCACUAUCUAUAUUUUUAUCGUAUUUCCGAUUGUAAACAAAAGUAAAUGGAGGCAAAUAAUCCCAAAAAACGUGAAAAGAUACAGUACUGGUGUUGUGUUCCGAGUUGCAAAUGCAGAUACAAGAGGCUUAACAGUCAGCUCGAGAAAAAUUUGAGCUUUUUCGUCGUCCCCGAUCCUUCAAAGCAGAAAACCAUCUUCUUCAGAAACCUGGCAAAAAAACGUUUGAAGCUAUGGAGGGAAGCAAUCGGUUGCAAAGUUCGACCUGGGGCGCGCAUUUGCGAAUGGCACUUUUUGUACGCCAAGCAAAGAAUCGUUCAAUCAGAAGCAAAAAUGGAUUCCGCGGACGAAAUGGAACCGUUUGUUGUGGAACCGGAUGAAGAGCCCACGGAGGAUGUAACAGAAACAUUUGAAGAAGAGCACCUGGAUGAAGAAAUGUCAAACAUAGAUGCUGAACAACCAGAUAAAGUACCCGAUGCAGCAGUACUCGAAACUGUAUCUGGGCUGGAAGCGGAAAAGGAAUCUGCAGAAGCUACGGAACGUGAAGAACAUACUGAGCUAGAAGUGCGUACGGAACAUACAGAGGAAGUAAAUUCAGAACAUAAUCAGCAAAAUACUGUAGAAGAACAUUUGGACGAUGCUGACAGCACAGUAUGUGAAGAAAUGUUUGAGGAAAUCGAACAGAACGAUGCGAUCGACGUCGACGAUGAAUUGAUUGGAAUCGAUCGAGAGGACAGUGGUGAUAUGUUUCUUGGGAACUUUUGCGGUGAAGUCGAAAUUAAGGAAGAAGAGGUUGAAAUUGAACCAGAAGACGAUCAAAAUCUGCUGGAUGAUGAUCCAAUUAUGGAAAUGCCUGCUCCCAUUAAAGAUGAAGAACUGGAAGACAACGUCGUGGGACCGACAGCUGAAAUUGGCGAGAACGCGAGCCGGAAGAAAAAGAAAGGACGGUCAUCGUCUGAAACGGACACCGCAGACGAAGGAGAAGAGCGCGAAGCGAAUCGAAUUGGUGAACACGCUUACCAUGCACCUCCUUCAGUUGUCAAACAACAACCGAAAAAGCAAAUCGUCAAAAAGAAGCUUCGACCGAUAGCUUCUUUGCCUAAUAUAGCGCAAAAUGUGCGAAACUUCUUGCAUACAAAAAACUCCACGCAUACAUGUCUGGAGUGUCAUGGUCAAUUCUUCUCGAUAGUUGAAUACCUUAAACACCGCAAAAGGCACCCUAAGGUGGGAAAUCUUCCCUAUCAGUGCCGGUACUGCCCAUCUCGUUUUCGGCUCUACCGUGAUAUGUUGCCCCAUUUGCUAACACACUCUAAACUGGAGAAGUUUUCCUGUCCCAUGUGCCCGGCACAAGUGUAUUCGGCUCACAAACUGGUCAGCCAUCUGCAAGUGCACCGAACGAGUCCAAAGGAAAACUACUAUUUCAAAUGUGUGACGUGCUCGGUUCGAUUCUCCAAAUGCAAACAGUUGGAGGAACACAACUUGAUUUCUCAUCCCAAGUUCGUCAACGGAGUUCAGGUGCAGCCAACAAACAGGGCAAACAUAGAGCAGAGGAAUGCCACGCGAACGGUGCACGUUUGCUUUCACUGCGGGAAAGUGGAAGGUACGUGGCCGGAAUUAUUGAUCCACAUGCGUGUUCACAAAGGCCCAUUAGCAUGCACAAUUUGCCUGGUAUCAUUGAAAACCAGUGAUGCCUUUGCCGAGCACGUCGUGAAAGUCCACAAAGACAUGGGUGAAUUGUCUUACCAUCAAUGCAGAAACCCCGCAUGUCCGAGGGAGUUUAUAUCUUUGAAAGACUUGAAAAAGCACGAAACCACCUGUUUGCCCAUGGGCGGUGAAUACCGCUGUGAAAUAUGCGAUCAGCUGUACCGAGAGGUGGACCAUUUCGUCACCCACAUGGAGCUGCACUCGAUGCUGUCGAAUGAACUCGGCCACAAGAUGUGCUCUCACUGUAUUUUCCCCACCACGGAUCCGGCUUCGUAUGCAGCACAUUUAGUCAAUCAUCAUGGUUAUCGGGAUCGAGUGGAAACCCUGGAAGCCAUUUACGCAGACCAACUAAGACAGGGAGAGGGAGAUGAGAACUCGGAAGAACUGAGUGAUGAAGAUGAUGUUGAUACUGAUUACGAUGUAGAGAUACCGAGUACAGCUGAACGGGAAAGGAUGGAUCAUCACAUAGCCGAUGAUCUUAUUCUGGAGUGUGAAUAGAAAUGUUAUAAUAUUC